Messenger RNA from Gigantopelta aegis, 1544 nucleotides. RefSeq lists its product as uncharacterized. Lineage: Eukaryota; Metazoa; Mollusca; Gastropoda; Neomphalida; Peltospiridae. The transcript has a single exon. The record is from RefSeq and is a predicted model, not a curated record. The coding region runs from base 1 to 1266 and encodes 421 amino acids.
AUGUCUGUCGGUCAAGUAUCAAAUGAUCUGUCUUGUUGCCUACAUAUAAUCUUUGAUAAACAUGAUUCUCUUGACUCUUUACAAAACUAUCUCUUUGAUGAAACGAAACAAGAAACAAUUUCAAAUCUUAAGGGAGAUCUUAAGCUGUUAGACAGUAUGUGUGUGAGACAAUCAGUUAUUACUGAAAUCACUAACGAACCUGAAAGUUUGCUUGAAACAAAGCGAAAAAAACAUAUUAGAGAAGGUCUAACAAACAUAACAGACCCCAUGUUUCAAUUUUUUUUACUUCUAGAAACAAAAUGUAGAGAUUUCCUAACACCAACCAACCUAUCUGAAUGUAGAGAAUAUCUGUUUGCAUCAUUGUUUAAUAAUGUCAUGACUAACAAAGAACUGCUCUCUUAUUGGUUGAAAUUGUUCAAUUGUGAUAAAGUUAUGAACACUUCAAGUUUCAGUCAGUCAAAUAGUGCUGAAGAAAUUGCAUCAGAUAUUUGCACUGAAGUACUGAAAUUCACAGAAACAGUGCUGUCACUAAGACAUAAAGUGGUACAAACAUUUCUGAAAGUAGUCAUCAGCCAAUUUCGAAGAGAUUUUUUGUCCUAUAAAAAAAUUCAAAAGAGCAAAACGCUCAGAAAGAAAGUUAUGGCAAAAAAAAUUAAGUGUAACAAGACAUUGGACUUCAAGUUUAUAAUUGAUGAUACAUCUAAAAAAAAAAAUGCCAGUCAUUACAGGUUGAAGUCAGAGGUAGUACAAAACAGACAAUUUUUUUCAAAUUGCAAUUUCAAUAAACAACAAUUGCAACUGCUGGCUAAAGCUUAUGGAGUUCACUUUUUAAGCAAGGCAAAUAAAUCAAACAUAGCAAUGUUACUGUCUGAUGCAAUUUUGAAUUCAGAUCAUACAUUCAUUCCAAUGUACGAAGUAUUAACCACAUGUGCAUCACAAUCUAAUCCAGUAUUUGUUGGAAAUCAGGAACCACUGCCAUCAACAUCUCGGCAACAUUCUGACAAUUUGAAGACAAGACACACAAUUUCCAAACCAACAUCAUCCAUAACAAAAGCGAAAGGCAAAAAGAGGAAAGUCAGUAAAAAGUCAAAUAGCCUUAGUACAUGUACUUCUUGUGAUCUUCCAUAUGUAGAAAGUGAUGACUGGAUAUGUUGUGAUGUUUGCCUGUCGUGGUUCCACAGAUGCUGUGCUGGUUUAGAUGAUGAUGACGUGUGGCGUCACUAUAGUGAACAUGAUGUACCUUUCAUGUGUCCUCUCUGCACAUGAAGUAAGAUACUUCAAUAAUACUUGUUAACCAAUUUCACUCAAUCAAUCAUAAACUGUUAUUUACAAGUAUAUUCAUAAAAUGAACUAUGCAAUAAUUACAGAAGGUCAUACAGCUAUGUAAACUUUAAGUCACAUAAAAUUUUAAGAAAUGUAUCAUUGACAUGUAAACUGCAUUGCAUCUGUGUGAAACAGACUAAUCAAAUCAGUAAUACAGGAAACACUUUGAUUGGUAUACCUGUACAAGUUUCAAACAGUGGUAUUUUUUAAAUCCAAGUUGA